Messenger RNA from Daphnia magna, 1072 nucleotides. RefSeq names its product plasma membrane calcium-transporting ATPase 3. Gene Ontology annotation, cellular component: intracellular membrane-bounded organelle. The record is from RefSeq and is a predicted model, not a curated record. The transcript is spliced from 3 exons. Bases 19 to 699 code for a protein of 226 amino acids. Gene Ontology annotation, biological process: regulation of cytosolic calcium ion concentration. Lineage: Eukaryota; Metazoa; Arthropoda; Branchiopoda; Diplostraca; Daphniidae. Gene Ontology annotation, molecular function: P-type calcium transporter activity.
GAGAUCGGGUUGCGCGUUAUGUGGGGUCGCAACGUUUACGACUCUAUCGCCAAGUUCUUGCAGUUUCAGUUGACCGUCAAUAUUGUAGCCGUCAUUGUUGCUUUCCUCGGUGCUUGCUUUAUUCAAGAUUCUCCGUUGAAACUUGUCCAGAUGUUAUGGGUCAACCUCAUCAUGGACACGUUAGCCUCUCUAGCUCUUGCCAUUGAAAUGCCCACCACCGACCUGCUUAUGCGCAAACCUUAUGGUCGCACCAAACCGCUCGUCUCUCGUACUAUGAUAAAAAAUAUCAUUGGACAAGGCAUAUACCAGUUGACAGUCAUUUUCACUCUCUUAUUCGUCGGCGAGAAAUUUUUGGACAUUGAUUCGGGUCAAUACAGAACCGAUUCCGAGCCCACACAGCAUUUUACCAUCAUCUUCAACACUUUUGUGAUGAUGACAUUGUUUAACGAAAUCAACGCCAGAAAGAUUCACGGCCAGCGUAACGUCUUCGAAGGCAUUUUCACAAACCCCAUUUUUUAUUGCAUCUGGAUAGCUAACGCGGGUGCACAGGUGCUUAUUGUGCAAUUUGGUGGUCAUGCGUUUUCAACAGUCCCACUUACGAUCGCCCAAUGGGCUUGGUGCAUCUUUUUCGGCGUAGGAACUCUUGUAUGGUACCAAGUGGUGACGACGGUUCCCACCAGUGCAUUGAAUCACCCUUGAUUCUUUUCAAUCUUUCAAUUUUUCAACUGUUAUGCCUUACAAAGUCCCUUCCGACCCUUGUACCUUAUUCAUUAUUUUAGGUUUACAUCUUUCGCUUCGCCGUAAUGUCCUGUUCCGUUCUGCUCUAAUUUCCAUCUAGAACCUUCACUUGAAGUUUGCUUUUUUGUUCCUUAUGUAAAUGUGCCCAUAGAGUAUUAUGGAGAGCAAGACUACCUUAAAGAAAUUCCCGAUCCCUGCCUUGAACCUGUUGAUCUACUUGAAGAGUAUAUCCAAAUCAUUCAAAAUUUUGGUAAAAGAUAGAGCAUAUCUUAAUUAAUCAAUGUCGGUUACUGCUAGUGGUUGUAGUUAUUGCAAAUAUUGUUUUGUUUGUGUA